AAAAAAAUUACAGGAGGAGCAUGGGACAUGAAGUUCAGAGCAGUGAGUUGACAUCCAGGAACAAAUGAGCAGCGGUGGAUUUGGCAGCAGCUGCAGCUUGCUCCAGGGCCGGCGUUUCUACUGCCGGGAAUGGGCCCUGGACAAGCUGUGGCGCUGCCUGGAAAACCGCUCUGUGCCGGGACAACCGGCAGGGCUGUUGGUGACAGGGGGUCCAGGUGCAGGGAAGACUGCCCUGUGCACCGAGGUGGUGUGGCCCACCUCGAAAGCAGGAGUGGAAGUCGGACUGGCAUCGCGCUGCCUGGCCUCCCACUUCUGCCAGAGGGAGGACCAGAGGAGCAUGGUGCUGUGGAGGUUUGUUGGCCUGGUGGAGCAGCUGAGGGCCUCGUCUGUCCUCCCUGGGUAUAAAGAGAUCCUGAACAGCCCGUCUGUAUCCUCUACUCUGGAGCCACUCACCUGUCAGAAGGACCCAGACAACACCUUCAAGAGAGCAGUGUUGGGACCCCUGCUGGAUCUUUCUCCUCCUGCCCAGACUCUAAUGAUGGUGGUGGACUCCAUUGAUGUAGCAUUUGAGGCAGGCAUUGGAGGUGGGAAGAGCGGCUCCAUCGCAGAGCUCCUGGCUGCAAAUCAACACCUGCUGCCUGGCUGGCUCCUGCUGGUCUGCUCUGUCCGUCGUCACAACAAGGCUGUGUGCAAGAUGUUUUCAGGUUUUCGUAAACUCUGUCUGGAUGAUCUGAGGAAGCCACCACCAGUCCAUGAUGUGCAGCAGUACAUCCUCUGUCGGCUUGAUGAAGAAGCGGCACUUCGCCGCCAGCUCACCCCUGACACAGCUGACAUGCUGAAUCUACUUCACAUUAAGAGCAGUGGCUGCAUGCUCUUCCUUGAGCGUGUGCUUGAUGGCGUUGCAGGUGCACUGGUGGGUCUCCGGGAGAUCCGGGACAUACCUGGGACUCUCAAUGGCCUCUAUCUUUGGUUGUGCCAGAGACUCUUCCCCCGGGGGCUAUUCGUCUAUGUCCGGCCUCUCUUCAAUAUCCUUCUGGCUGCCCCAAGGCCCCUCACACCCCAACAAUUAUUCUCAGCGGCCUGGACACAUGACAACUUGCUCAGCCUUCAGGAUUUCCAGAACAAGCUCCGAACCCUCUCUCCUCUCCUGAUCGAUGGCCCUGGGGGCACCAAAAUACUUUUUCAUGCUAGUUUUGCUGAGUGGCUGACAGAUGUUAAGUAUUGCACACAGAAGUACCUGUGUAGCAAAACUGAAGGUCACAGUAUGCUUGCCAUGGCUCUUACUUUGCAGGGACCCUACCUUGACAUUGAGGAUACUUGCCAGCUUGCCACACAUUUAGUUUGCUCAGGUCACCACAAAGAAAACCCCUCAUUAUUAGCACUAUGGAUGAUUUGGGCAGGUGUGCCAGUUCUUACUCCUAGCAGCAGUACUACACUCACCACAUCCUCAAUCCACCCUCCUGUUCUUGUCAGCCAAGAAGUCCUUCAGCUGUUAAAGAGGAGUGGGCUGGUCUCGGCAGCCUUUCUUGUAGAUGCGGACCCAAACGUAGAAGAGCAUCAUAUUGAUGAAAAGGAAACUAAGUCACAACAGGACUUUGAAAAGGAGGUAUCUGUAAAGAAGCUGUUAGACAGUUGGUUGUCUGUAAACCAUGCUGGUACCACUGAUGGACGAACCUUACUUGCCAGUGCAGCCCAUGAGGGUUCUGAAAACAUAACUGAACUUCUCAUCGCACACGGAUCUAAUCCAAUGGACAGUGAUGUUCAUGGUCAAACGGCACUGACAUUGGCUUCCAGGCAGGGUCACGUCAAAGUUUUGUCUGUGCUACUCGAGUGGGCAAAGAGCCAGGAACAUGAAACAGCAAUGCAGAUGAUGGAACAUGUGGACAAUGAAGGCUGGACAGCACUGCGUUCUGCUGCUUGGGGAGGACACAGCGAGGCUGUCCGACUUCUUCUGGAUGCUGGAGCAGUAGUGGAUGGAUGUGAUAACGAGGGCAGGACUGCUCUUAGAGCUGCUGCAUGGGGUGGUCAUGAACAAAUUGUUCUUACCCUGCUGGACUUUGGGGCAAAGGUUGACAGAGUUGACAGCAAAGGCCGGACACCUCUCAUUGCUGCUGCCUAUAUGGGACAUCAUGAAGCUGUGGAGAUUUUGCUGGACCACAAUGCAGAUGUUGAUUUAGCUGAUGGAGAUGGACGAACUGCUCUGUCAGUCACUGCCCUCUGUGUCCCUACAGCAGCAGGGGUUAAAGGUUAUGGCGAGGUGGCAAGUUUGUUGCUGGAGCGUGGAGCAGACCCUGGCCACAGAGACCAUGAUGGAAUGACACCGUUGCUUCUUGCAGCUUAUGAGGGCAAUGACGACGUAGUUGAGCUUCUGCUAGAAGCUGGAGCUGAUGUAGAUGAGACAGCUGGACCUGAUGGCAAUGUCCCCGCUGCGGCUGCUGUUACUCCCCUGUUGGCAGCUGCAGCAAUGGGGCACAUGAAGACAGUAUCAAGGCUGCUUUUCUGGGGAGCAGCUGUUGAUGCCAUUGAUUGUGAAGGCAGGACAGCACUCUGCCUGGCAGCAGCAAGAGGCAGCGUUGAGGUUGUUCGCUCCUUGCUGGACCGAGGACUGGAUGAGAACCACAAAGAUGACCUUGGUUGGACUCCACUUCAUGCUGCUGCCUGUGAAGGCCAUCGAACUGUGUGUGCUGCGUUGACUGAACGAGGAAGCAUGGCACGGGUUGGAGAGAUGGACAUUGAAGGACGCACCCCUCUUAUACUUGCUGCUCAGGAAGGUCACUGGAGCACUGUUAGGCUGUUGUUGGAUAGACGUUCUCCCAUUGACCACAGGGCGUAUGAUGGACAUUCUGCCUUGAGUGCUGCCCUCUUGGAGGGCCAUUCUGAAGUUGCAGACCUGCUUAUGAGGCGAGGGGCUGAUACUGAUGUCCGGGACGCAGAGGGAAGGCCUCUGCUUUACCUCCUGGUGUUAGAGGGUCGCCUUGAAAUGGCUACACUCCUCAUAGAGAAAGGUGGGGUGCCCCUGGAGUCCAAAGACCCUGAAGGUCGUACAGCACUCCAUGUGGCUUCAUGGCAGGGAUCUGUGGAGAUGGUAGACUUACUUUUAAGGCAUGGGGCAAACCCUAAUGCACAGGAUACAGAGGGAAGGCCACCAAUUCACUCAGUGGCUUGGACAGGACAUGUAGAAGUAGGGCGCCGUCUCCUGGAAGCCAAUGGUGUCAUUAUAGACCUUUCUUGCCACCAGAAAGCAACAGCUUUGAGCAUCGCUGCCCAGGAGGGACAUGCUAACAUUGUUGCAAUGCUUCUGGAAAGAGGAGCAAACCCUGAUCACAUGGAUAAAUAUGCCCGUAGUCCAAUCAAAGUGGCUGGGAAACAUGGUCACUUUAACAUUGUCAGGCUUCUUGAGAGCUAUGGAGCCAAGCAUUAUGUGGGCCUGUUUACCACAAGCACUUUUUCGCCUAUAAAACCGAACAGGAACUACUCCUCAGGCAUCUCAAAUAGUACAGGUGGUGAAGUCACCACCACUACCUCCUCUUCUUCAAUAUCUUCUCCCGGCUCCACUGCUGAACGAUUCCACUCCAUGCAGAGCUCACAAACCUCAUCUACUUGCCACUCACUGGCCACAGUUCAGACAGUACCAGCUGACAGUCUCAGCUUUAUUCAACAGAUCCAACAGCACUCACUUCCUCGCAGUCGUAGCCGUCCCUCAACCCUCCCCCCACCUGGGAGCUCAAGCAUUGGCAGCCUCCAUGGAAGCAGCCAGAGGCAUCCUAAAGGCAGCUCUCCCACUGUUUGCACAGUCACUGCCAUGGUGCAUAACUACGAACUGCCUCAGAAAGGUUUGUCAUCUGGACUUGAAUAUCACGAAAAAAUGUACAAACAAAACUCACACCUUAUGAAAGGUGAAAGGACUACGUACACUGGUGGUAAAUGGCAAUCAGUCAUGACCUCCCUCGGGAUAAUGCCAGGGCAAGACAACCCUGGAGUAGGUGCUAAAGGCCGAGAGAGUCCUCCUCUGGGCUACCCAUAUAGGCUUCAGAGCCCAUUUCAAGGGAAAGCUUGGGAUUCUGUACCCCAAAAGAACAUUUUGUCACCUAAUUGCUACAGUUUUACCCCAGUCUCACCCUGUAGUGCCUUGCCAGAAGAUGUUAUGGUCGCAAUGACAACUGCUGAUCCACAGCUUAAUCUGAAACAGGCCAUUAAACUGCAGUUUGAGGGUCCCACCAGUGCAGCCUUAUACAAGAGAGAGACUCCUCUGUGACUGCCUGUUUUACUUUGUAUGAGUUUUUGGGUUAGUGCUGAUACAAUUUGGUUUUACAAUUCAUACACAGUCACUAAGAGAUAUCAAUUUAAAUAUUUCAGCAAUAUUCUGAAUACUUUCUAGUUCCACUUUCAGUGUAAGGACUUUUGUAGUAUUUUAAAUUAAUAUUGUUGGAAAUUGACAUUAAUCACUCAGGAUUGAAAAUUGACAGAUAAAUUGUGGAUGGAAAUAUUCCAUUUACGCAGGCUUAGUUAAAGGUAAUUUCUGGUAUCAAAAAAAACAAUCGUAGUCUCUGAAGGAAUUCAUUUAUAGCAUUCACAGAAAUGUUUCAUUAAAAUAGGAGUAUAUGUAAAAUAGGAAAUGUUUGCAGUUCUAGGAGUUCUCACAAGGUUUCAGUGGCUUUCUGGAUGCAGAUGUGAAACAAAGUCAUCUGUUUCUUAACCACAAGCGUCAGAAACUUGCAGAGGAAGUAGGAACUGAAUGACAUCAAAGCUUACAUUCCUGCCUUUCCGUUUUGUUUGUUACUGUAUGUAGAGCUCUGACAAAUGUGUGCUUUUUCAUUUAAAGUAUAAAUAACUGUGAACUCAGAUUGUAUUUUCCCCUCUGUUGAGGUCUUUAUUAGCUCUACAUUGAAAACACUGCCUAUGAUAGAACACCAGUUUCUAGGUUUAGAUAUGUUGUUUUCUGCUGGUAAAGAUCCCCAAACAUCCUUUGUUUAGGAGCUCAAAGCUUGUGUCCUUGGCCUUUAUUGAAGCCUUGUAUUUACCAUAAACUGACCUACAUCCUCCAGAGGCCUGUUGCUGAAAACCAAAAUCAUUUUUGCAGAAAUGCAAGCCUUCCAAAGCCUAACCCAGAGCAGUUUUUAUGAUACAAACUACAAAAGACAGCCAAGUUAACUGAAUCAAGUUGGCUCCCUGCAGCAUGCCUGUGAGCAAACAGGAAGGAAAGGAAAAGUUGGACCAUGAAAAACUGAGGGUUGAUGUAGGAGGGUUGUUGAUGUGUAUGUGAUCAAAAUGCAUUUCUAGUUAUUUUUCAUUGAAUUAAUAUUAAAAUAUGUUCAUUCAUUAAAAUGGCAAACAAUGCCAUACAACUA
Molecule: messenger RNA, 5348 nt
Organism: Labrus bergylta (ballan wrasse)
Lineage: Eukaryota; Metazoa; Chordata; Actinopteri; Labriformes; Labridae
Source: RefSeq, a predicted model, not a curated record